Messenger RNA from Spinacia oleracea (spinach), 4058 nucleotides. Its product is annotated as DNA-directed RNA polymerase I subunit 2. Gene Ontology annotation, biological process: DNA-templated transcription. NCBI's taxonomy places the organism in Eukaryota, Viridiplantae, Streptophyta, Magnoliopsida, Caryophyllales, Amaranthaceae. Gene Ontology annotation, cellular component: nucleus. The record is from RefSeq and is a predicted model, not a curated record. The transcript is spliced from 27 exons. Gene Ontology annotation, molecular function: DNA binding; DNA-directed RNA polymerase activity; ribonucleoside binding. Bases 288 to 3809 code for a protein of 1173 amino acids.
CGUACGCCAAAACAAAUGACCGCUUCCUAAACCCUAAACCUUAAACCCCCAUUUUUAACUUGUUCGUGUUCUCUGAGGCAGUCCCGGACCCAGAAAACAACAGAGAAAAUUGAAGCAUCAACUGGCAAAUCGCAUAGUCGCAUUUCCUCUGCAUCUCCUCUCUUCAGCACUAUCCCCCGCUUAAAACCCUAACAACAAAAGCAGCUUCUUAUAGUUGUAGUUGUAUCUACUGGCGGCGCCGCCUCUCCUUAUUUUCUCAGGGACGGGCCUGGAAAAGUGAAGCAUCAAUGGCACACUCAAAAAUGGAGAAGGAGCCAAAUUUUGAAGCUUUGAAGGAGCAAUUUCAACAUCAUAUUGACUCCUUUGAUCAUCUGUUAGAAAGUGGUUUAGAAACCAUGAUGAGCAGUAUUAAGCCUGUUUCAGUUCAUAACCCCACCACCGGAGAUACACUUCAAAUUUCUAUCGAGCAUCCGGAGUUGUAUCCUCCUCUUAAGGAUAAUAGGGGAAUGGCUAAGCCUUUACUUCCAUAUGAGUGUCGUCAAGCGAAGGUAUCAUAUUCCGGGAAGUUGAAGGCUGAUGUUUGCUUUCAGUAUAAUAAAGGAGCUGUUGUUAGGGACAGUUUUAAUUUCGGGCAGUUUCCUGUGAUGUUGAAGUCCAAGAUCUGCCAUCUGAGAAAUGCAUCCCCUGGAAAAUUGGUUUCUAACAAAGAGGAGCCAGCAGAGAUGGGAGGGUUUUUCAUCUUAAAUGGAAUUGAGAGGAUCAUUCGACUACUAAUAAUGCAAAAACGGAACUAUCCAAUGAGCAUGGUUCGUAGUUCAUUUCGUGCCCGUAGAGAAGGUUAUAGUGAUAAAGCAGUUGCCAUAAGAUGUGUUAGAGAAGACCAGUCCGCUCUUACCGUGAGACUAUAUUAUCUAAAUAAUGGUAGUGCUAGACUUGGAUUCGGGAUACAGGGGAGAGAGUUCUUGCUCCCUGUGGGAAUUCUUCUGAAGGCACUUAUUGAGGCAACUGAUCAUGAAAUUUAUGUGGCACUGACAUGUUCCUACAAUGAACAAUAUGAGGGAGUUGAAGGUGCCGUCGGCACACAACUUGUUGGCGAAAGAGCAAAAAUCAUUCUUGAUGAGCUGCAUGGAUUAUCACUUUUGACACGUCGCCAAUGUCUUGAGCAUAUUGGACAGUGCUUUCAACCUGUCAUGGAAGGGCUAGAAAAUGAGAGCUCUGUAGUUGUUGGGGACUCUGUGCUCAACGAUUUUAUUUUUGUCCACCUUGGAACCAAUAACCAUGACAAGUUUAAUCUUCUAAUAUUCAUGUUGCAGAAACUCUUUUCAUUGGUAGAUCAGACAUCUGUUCCAGACAAUCCGGAUGCACUGCAAAAUCAAGAAGUUUUGCAAGCUGGUCAAUUAAUUUCCAUUUAUUUGAAGGAUAAACUACAGGAAUGGCUUUAUAAAUCGAGGAAAAUUCUUAAUGAUGAAAUAAGCCAAAAAGGCGAAAAGUUUGAUUUCAGCAGCUUAGGCGAUGUCAAGAAGCUGUUAAACAAAAAUCCCUCCACACAAAUAGGUACUGCCAUCGAGAAUUUGCUGAAAACGGGAAGAUCGGCUUCAUCGUCAAGCCUUGACUUGCAGCAGAAAGCAGGCUUUGCUGUUCAGGCUGAUAGGCUUAACUUCCUGCGCUUUCUUUCGAACUUCCGAGCUGUUCACCGAGGUGCUGCUUUUGUUGGGGCUCGUACGACUACUGUGCGAAAGCUGCUUCCUGAGUCUUGGGGUUUUCUAUGUCCGGUGCACACACCUGAUGGAGGGCCUUGUGGAUUGCUGAAUCACUUGACAUGUACAUGUAGAAUUACAUCUUUCUUUGACCACCGUGGAGAAAUAAAAAACUUUGUCACAAUGAGAUCGUCUAUCAUUGAAGUAUUGGUGAGGAUGGGAAUGAAGUCCUCAUUGCCAAAGCUUGUCCAAGCUGGUCCUCCUAAAGUUCUUCCUGUCCUCCUUGAUGGACGAGUAAUUGGGUCUAUACCGUCUGGUCAAGUUGAAAUUGUUGUCAAACACUUGCGGAGAUUGAAGCUGUCAUCAGCAACAGCGGUUCCUAGCGAUUUGGAAGUGGGUUACGUUCCAAUGAGCUUUGGUGGAGCUUAUCCUGGAUUGUUUUUAUUUACUAAUCCUUCUAGGUUUAUUCGUCCAGUUAAAAAUAUUUCUAUUCCUUCUGAAGACAGUAAUGAUGUUGAACUAAUUGGCCCAUUUGAACAGGUAUACUUGGAAAUCCGAUGUCCCGAUGGUGGAGACGGAGGGAGACGAGAAAACAUUUCUGCAACUCAUGAGGAAAUACAUCCGACUGGGAUAUUAAGUGUUAUCGCUAAUCUUACGCCGUGGUCUAAUCACAAUCAGAGUCCACGUAAUAUGUACCAAUGCCAGAUGGCAAAACAAACUAUGGGUUUUUCGGCUCAAGCAAUCAAAUUCCGUACAGAUCAAAAGGCAUACCAUCUUCAGACUCCUCAAAGUCCAAUUGUGCGCACACGUUCCUACACCAAGUAUUGUGUCGAUGAAUAUCCCUCUGGGACCAAUGCAAUUGUAGCAGUUCUGGCUUAUACCGGAUAUGAUAUGGAAGAUGCCAUGAUUUUAAACAAAUCUUCUGUUGAUCGUGGAAUGUGUCAUGCCCAGAUAUAUCAGACAGAGACUAUUGAUUUGGCUGAAGAAAGUAGCAGAUCUGAUCGUUCAAGCAAAACUUUUCGAAGAAGUACUGUUGAUCAAUCAUCGCAUUCUUUGAUUGAUGUAGAUGGACUCCCUUAUGUUGGGCAGAUGAUUCAUCCUGAACAGCCAUACUGCAGUGUUUACAAUAGCACAAGUGGCACAAUUUUUACUCAGAAAAUGAAGGGUUCAGAAGCGUCAUAUGUUGAUUAUGUAGGCAUUGAUGGAAAGAACAAGAAAGAGCUUCAGAAGGUUAAUAUUCGGUUUCGGCGUCCAAGGAAUCCUAUUAUUGGGGAUAAAUUCAGCAGCAGGCAUGGGCAAAAAGGUGUUUGCUCUCGGUUGUGGCCAGAUAUUGAUAUGCCAUUUUCUCAUAAUACUGGGAUGCGUCCUGAUCUUAUCAUCAAUCCGCAUGCAUUUCCUUCAAGGAUGACAAUCGCAAUGCUUUUAGAAUCCAUUGCUGCAAAGGGUGGCAGCUUGCAUGGAAAGUUCGUUGAUGCAACCCCAUUUGAGGAAUCACUCAAGGGCGCUGAUGGAGAACAUGGAUCUGAGUCAAGUUCACUUGUUGAUGAACUUGGUUCCAUGUUAACAGCUCAUGGAUUUGAUAAAUAUGGUACAGAAGUCUUGUAUAGUGGAGUUUAUGGAACAGAGCUAACAUGUGAGAUCUUUAUUGGGCCUGUUUAUUAUCAAAGAUUGCGACACAUGGUUUCAGACAAAUUUCAGGUUCGUUCAACUGGAAAAGUGGAUCCGAUGACACGACAGCCUAUAAAAGGUAGAAAGUUUGGUGGAGGUGUUCGGUUUGGCGAAAUGGAAAGAGAUGCGAUGCUUGCACAUGGAGCUUCAUAUCUACUGCACGACAGGCUACAUAAAAGCUCUGAUUAUCACAUUGCUGAUGUGUGUUCUCUCUGUGGAAGCCUUCUCUCUGCUACAAUUAUCGAACCACACAAACAGGUGGUGCAAAAAAUUAAUGGAUUACCUCCAGCAAGGGCUCCCAAAAAGGUUUACUGCCAUUCUUGUAAGACCAGCAAAGGAAUGGAAACGGUCGCCAUGCCAUAUAUUUUUCGAUAUCUAGCUGCGGAAAUGGCUGCUAUGAAUAUUAAGAUGACCCUCAAACUAAGUAAAGGAGCAGGAGCUUGAAAAUUGAUAUACAAGCUUGUUUAUGUGAUUAAGCUAAGCUAAGUAGCAUGUUGUAUCAUUCGAGGCAGUGCAUGUGGAGAGUACAUAUAUUCUUGCUUGAUCAAAGGGGCAAAUGCGCAUGCAUAUGGCACAAAUCUUCUCUCCAAAAGUUCUCAAUUUUGCUUAUUUUUACGUUUUUGUCAGCAUACAACUACGAUGGUGAUUGUAUCAAUUGCAUUCUAAAUUUAUACCAAGUAUUUGUUUAAAUCA